AUGGGCGUAGGUCUGCCAUUCACCCCGUCCAGGGCAUUAUUAUCACUCUUCAUCGCAUUACUCGUAUUCUACUGCCUUUUCAGCGAAAUAUCAGGCCCCAGCAUUCAAUUCAUCCCCAGCAGCUAUGACUGGAGCAAACACACCCUCCGGUAUCCAUUGACCAUCAGCAGCAUGGCCAAACCCCCGCGAGGAUCACCAGUCAAUUUGCCACGUAUCCAGCACGACUUCUCCAAUCCCGAAUUGAGGAAACGUGAACUUGAGACCGCGGAUCAGAGGAAGAAAGACAUCAAGCAGGCAUUUAAAAAGACUUGGAGGUCUUAUGAGAAGUAUGCUUGGGGAAGCGAUGAAUUGAAGCCUUUGAGCUUGGAGGGUCGUGAUACUUUUGGUGGGUGGGCUGCCACCAUCUGCGACAAUCUCGACACGUUGUGGAUCAUGGGUAUGAAGCGGGAAUUUUACAGAGCCGUUGACUUUGUGACUCGCAUGGACUGGGAUAUUCCGACCGCCGAUGGAUUCAACGUUUUUGAGACUACGAUUCGACAUCUUGGUGGUUUACUGUCAGCGUAUGAACUCAGUGGAGAGAACGCCUUGCUGGCCAAGGCAAUUGAACUGGGAGAUCUUUUGUACGGUACUUUCGACAACCCUGAGCAUAUGCCACCGCACACGAUCAGAUUCAAGACCCUCAAGGAAGGGUUGGGUCAUCCAGAACCGCGACAGAGCGCUGCUAGUUUGGGUAGUAUGAGCAUGGAGUUCACCCGUUUAUCGCAACAGACCGGCAACCCUAAGUACUACGAUGCCAUCGAUUACAUCACUAAAGCAUUUGAACGAACACAAAACGAGACUGCCAUUCCAGGAUUAUGGCCUCUUCAGAUAAAUGCUGAGGACGGCUUCAAGAUUACCGACGAGACAUUUGGUAUGGGCGCCAACGGCGACUCACUGUAUGAGUACCUCAUCAAGGAGUACGUUCUUUUACAAGGUCUCGAACCCAAGUAUGGGAAGAUGUACCUGGCUGCCGCCGAAGCUGGAAUUAAGCACCUGAUGUUCCGACCGAUGCUUCCCGAUCAAGAUGACGUUCUCAUGCUGGGCGAAGCGUCGUUCCCCCCUCGAGUCAAGGAGUCGCGAUUGAGUACAGGCGUGGAGCAUUUGACCUGCUUCGCUGGAGGCAUGUAUGCCCUUGGCGGCAGAGCUCUGGGACGAGAUGACCACGUUGUUAUUGGCGAGAAGCUCGCUCGUGGAUGUGCAAAGGCCUACGCUGCGUAUCCCAGUGGCCUCAUGCCAGAAAUCGUGCAAGUCGAACGCUGUCCGACCCUCGAGCCCUGCGCCUUCGAGCCAAAGUAUAAAAAAGAGCCUCUCGGUUUCCGCGCAAGAGAGGCAUCAUACCUUCUUCGACCCGAGACCAUCGAGUCUAUUUUCUACCUGUAUCGUAUCACUGGCAAAGAAGACCUUCGCGACAUUGCGUGGAACAUGUGGACUGCGAUCCGCGCUGCUACUGAGACGGAUAACGCGUUUGCGGCGGUGGAGGAUGUCGGUGCUGAAGAGAUCAAGCAUAAAGAUUAUAUGGAGAGCUUUUGGAUGGCUGAGACGUUGAAGUAUUUCUAUCUGAUCUUUGAGGAUGAGGAAGUUAUUAGUUUGGAUGAGUGGGUGUUCAACACGGAGGCUCAUCCAUUGAGACGCAUGGCUAGUUGA
Molecule: messenger RNA, 1683 nt
Organism: Fusarium proliferatum ET1
Lineage: Eukaryota; Fungi; Ascomycota; Sordariomycetes; Hypocreales; Nectriaceae
Exons: 1
Coding region: 1-1683 (560 amino acids)
Biological process (GO): N-glycan processing; carbohydrate metabolic process
Cellular component (GO): endoplasmic reticulum; Golgi membrane
Molecular function (GO): calcium ion binding; mannosyl-oligosaccharide 1,2-alpha-mannosidase activity
Source: RefSeq, a predicted model, not a curated record